GUGACUCGUCCUCCAAAAAUAAAAGCUUUGUUCCCCACAAAAGCUUCCCAAUCUCACUUGUUUGACAAUAGGACCACCACCACCACGGUGAAUAUAAUGGACCUCAAGUACUCAGCAUCUCAUUGCAACUUAUCUCCAGACGUGAUGAAGCACCAUCGAGGAAAAGAAAGAGAUGAAGAGUAUGAUGCUUCUUCUCUCAGCUUGAACAACUUGUCAAAGCUUAUUCUUCCUCCACUUGGUGUUGCAAGUUAUAACCAGAAUCAGAUCAUUUCUAGUGGAUGGGUCAUCUCACCCAUGGACUCAAGAUACAGGUGGUGGGAGUCAUUUAUGGUGCUUUUGGUUGCAUACUCUGCGUGGGUUUACCCCUUCGAAGUCGCGUUUCUGAACUCCUCACCAAAGAGAAACCUUUGCAUCGCAGACAACAUAGUAGACAUGUUCUUUGCUGUUGACAUUGUCUUGACGUUCUUCGUUGCCUACAUAGACCGAAGAACACAGCUUCUUGUCCGUGAACCCAAACAGAUUGCAGUAAGGUACCUUUCUACGUGGUUCUUGAUGGAUGUUGCAUCAACAAUACCAUUUGAUGCAAUCGGAUACUUAGUCACCGGCACAGGCAAGUUGAACCUCACUUGUAAUAUCUUGGGACUGCUCAGGUUUUGGAGACUCCGACGCGUCAAACACCUCUUCACAAGACUAGAGAAGGACAUAAGAUUCAGCUACUUCUGUAUCCGCUGCAUUCGACUUCUAUGCGUGACGUUGUUUCUAGUGCAUUGUGCUGGAUGCAUUUAUUACCUACUAGCAGACAGGUAUCCACAUGGAAAGACAUGGAUCGAUGCAAUCCCUAGCAUCAGAGAUAAAAGCCUAUCCAUCAAGUACAUUGCAGCCAUUUAUUGGUCUAUCACAACAAUGACCACUGUGGGAUAUGGAGAUCUCCAUGCAAGCAACACUACUGAGAUGGUGUUUAUCACAGUCUAUAUGUUAUUCAAUCUCGGCCUCACUGCUUAUCUUAUUGGUAACAUGACUAAUUUGGUCGUGGAAGGGACUCGUCGUACCAUGGAAUUUAGAAAUAGCAUUCAAGCAGCGUCAAACUUUGUUAACAGAAACAGAUUGCCUCCAAGACUGAAAGACCAGAUACUAGCUUACAUGUGUUUGAGGUUUAAAGCAGAGAGCUUGAAUCAGCAACAUGUUAUUGAUCAGCUCCCAAAGUCUAUCCAUAAAAGCAUUUGUCAACAUCUUUUUCUUCCAUCUGUUGAAAAGGUUUACCUCUUCAAAGGCGUCUCCAGAGAGAUACUUCUUCUCCUGGUUUCCAAAAUGAAGGCUGAGUACAUACCACCAAGAGAGGAUGUCAUCAUGCAGAACGAGGCACCAGAUGAUGUUUACAUAAUUGUAUCAGGAGAAGUUGAGAUCAUAGACUCAGAGAUGGAGAGAGAUAGCGUGUUGGGCACGCUAAGAUGCGGAGACAUAUUUGGAGAAGUUGGAGCACUUUGUUGCAGACCUCAGAGCUACACUUUUCAAACAAAGUCUCUUUCACAGCUUCUCCGGCUCAAAACAUCUUUCCUUAUUGAGACAAUGCAGAUUAAACAACAAGACAAUGCCGUGAUGCUCAAGAACUUCUUGCAGCAUCACAAGAAGCUGAGUGAUCUAGAUGUCGGUGAUCUAAGUGCACAACAAGAUGGAGAAAAGGAUGAAGGUUCGCCUAACAUUGCCUCAAAUCUUAUCACUGUUGUAUCAACAGGCAAUGCAGCUCUUCUUGAUGAGAUACUCAAGGCUAAGUUAAGCCCUGACAUUACAGAUUCCAAAGGAAAAACUCCACUGCAUAUAGCAGCCUCUAAAGGGUAUGAAGAUUGUGUUCUAGUACUCCUGAAGCACGGAUGCAACAUUCACAUUAGAGAUGUGACUGGUAACACGGCACUAUGGGAAGCAAUCUCAAAGAAGCACCACUCUAUAUUCAGAAUCCUUUAUCAUUUCGCAGCCAUAUCGGAUCCACACGUAGCUGGAGAUCUUCUAUGUGAAGCUGUGAGACAGAACAACGUAGAAGUGAUAGAGGAUCUUCUGAAACAGGGGAUCAAUGUUGACACAAAGGACCACCAUGGUUUCACAGCUUUGAAGGUGGCUAUGUCCCAGAACCAAAUGGAUAUGGUUAAUCUCCUAAAUAUGAACGGUGCGGAUAUGGUUACAAAUGAGCUCACAUCAUUGGAGAAGUUAAGAGUUGUGGAAAAAGAAAAAGAAAGAGUGAGUAUUUUCAGAGGACAUCCAUUGGAGAGAAAAGAAAGAAGUAGCUAUGAAGCUGGGAUGCUUAUUUUGCUUCCUCCUUCGCUGGAUGAUCUCAAGAAAAUUGCAGAGGAAAAGCUUGGGUUUAACGGAAGUGAGAUGAUGGUGACGAAUGAAGAUGGAGCUGAGAUUGACAGUAUUGAAGUGAUAAGAGACAAUGACAAGCUUUACUUUGUGGAAAAGAUAAUAAUUUAGAAAACGAAAUUUAAAAACCAAAAAAAAA
This is a messenger RNA of Brassica oleracea var. oleracea, 2491 nucleotides long. Its product is annotated as potassium channel AKT2/3. The transcript has 11 exons. Gene Ontology annotation, biological process: transmembrane transport; potassium ion transport. Bases 97 to 2463 code for a protein of 788 amino acids. The record is from RefSeq and is a predicted model, not a curated record. Gene Ontology annotation, cellular component: membrane. Lineage: Eukaryota; Viridiplantae; Streptophyta; Magnoliopsida; Brassicales; Brassicaceae. Gene Ontology annotation, molecular function: protein binding; voltage-gated potassium channel activity.